AUGCCUCCCCGCAAGUUCGGCAAGAAUGCGACCAAGUUCGCUCUGGUCCACCGUGCCCAGAACGACCCUCUCAUCAACGAUGCCGACGCCCCCAGCAUGGUCUUUGCCGAACUCAGAGGCCCUCAGUAUGCCAAAAACAGCCGCAAGAUCAAGGAGCGCGGCGACCUGGAAGACGAGUUUGGCACCGACUACAAACCCCACGAGGGCGAGGCCGCCGAGCACGGUGUCUACUUUGACGACACCCAGUACGACUACAUGCAGCAUCUGCGCGAUCUGGGCUCUGGAGCCGGUGCAGCCACUUGGGUGGAAGCUCCUUCAGCCAAGAACAAGAACAAGGGAAAGAUGAGCUUGGAAGAUGCCCUGCGCGGCAUGGACGUCAAAGACGACGACUUGCAGAGUUAUGGCGGAGAGAGCGUCGCUUCUACCAGGAGUCUGAUGCCCGACGAUAUGCUGCCCAGCGACUUUGUGCGCAAGACGACCUACCAGGAUAUGCAGAAUGUGCCCGACGCCAUUGCUGGUUUCCAACCCGACAUGGAUCCUCGCCUGCGUGAAGCCCUCGAGGCCCUGGAAGACGAAGCCUACGUUGACGACCAAGACGACAUCUUCGAAGAACUGANNCCGGCGACGCCGAAGAGCUCGAUCGCGACGAUUGGGAGGGUCUGGAGUUUGACGACGAGGAAGGCCAGGGCUACAUUGACGACGAGGACGAUGGCUGGCAAUCCGACGACACCAUCAAAGCCGGCGACAAGGACGAAACACAUCUACCACCACCCACCGACACCGCCGCUGCACCGCCCUCCGACCCCUNCUGCAGGAGCCUGGAUGGAAGAAUUCACAAAGUUCAAGCAAGACGUCAAGGCCGCAAAGGCCCUCCCCAAGCAGCCCGCGCAACCAGCACCUUCAGACAUCCAAUCCGUCAACACAGGCCUAUCCUCACUGGCAUCUGGCCGCAGAAAGAAGCGCAAGGGCGCCAUGACUUCCACCUCAGGAUACUCCAUGUCCUCCUCCGCUCUGGUGCGCACAUCCGCACAAUCCCUCCUCGACCAACGCUUCGACAAGAUUGAAGAAUCCUAUGCCGAAGACGACUUCGACGACUACGGCUCGCAAUUCGACGAUGCCGAAUCCAUGGCUUCGGGUAUGACUGGCAUGUCCCACGCCUCUGCCAUUUCCUCCUACUCGCGCGCCACAGACUCUGAAGCUCCCAAUCUUGUGCGUUCCGACUUUGAUAGCAUCAUGGAUGGCUUCCUUGCUGGUCACUCUAGGGCUGGCAACAGAGGCAGACAUAUCAAGAAGUCGGGUUUCCAGACUGGAAUGGAGCAACUUGAUGAGAUUCGCUUCGGGUUGGGUCCCGCGAGGUUGGGCAAGUCUGCGCAAGCGCAGAGUAGUCGUCACCAGUGA
Molecule: messenger RNA, 1398 nt
Organism: Aureobasidium uvarum
Lineage: Eukaryota; Fungi; Ascomycota; Dothideomycetes; Dothideales; Saccotheciaceae
Source: the annotation of a GenBank genome assembly